AUGAUUCAGAGAUGUAUCGAGAACUCAGUAGCGCCGGGAACGCUCAAUAUAUAUAGUAGAGUCAAAGCCCGGUUCCUGGCGUUCAGCCAAACGGUGGGCAUCCCGGCACAGGAACUUCCCCAAGCUGCGGAAUAUUUUUCUGGCGCAUCUUAUCCACAAAGGGAGGAUAGGACGCUGGGUUAUCACGUAGCCGCGUUGGCACACUUUUUUGGACCGCUCCCUCAGGACGAUGCGGACAUCCAGAAGGCGCUCCUGAGGGGAGCCAAUAAGACCAGGAUCCCGGUGAAGCAUCGUAGCAAAGCGUCCAAGGAGGAUGUCGACCUCAUCCUCGCAUAUGCUCUUAGGACGUUACUGCGAGUUAGCGAGGUUAGAGCGCUCCAGUUCGGGGACUUCUCGUAUCACGGAGACGGCCUUUGGUGGAUCCAGGUAAAGAGAUCUAAGACAGAUCAAGGUGGGCAGGGAGCCACGGUGGCGGUUAAAUGGGGUUUGCAGGAAACCACUCUGUGGCAGGCCUUUUGCGGGCUCAGGAGGCCGCUGGAACCUCACAAAUUCCUCUUCAGCGGGACGUCAGGAGAGCCCUCCUCCAGGGAUUGCGUAGCCAAAAGGAUAAAAAAGGUAGUCGCAGCAGCGGGGCUUCAACAUAAGAUGCUUACAUCUCAUUCUUUUAGAGGCGGUGCAGCAACCCACGCCAUUAGACAGGGUGUGGACGCGGAGCUGUCCGGCAUCAUGGUCGAGGCGAGAGACACGCGUACGGACAGGAAAGACGGCAACAUCGGCAAUCUGGUUUUCGGCUCCCGGAUGGGACGGACAAUUUCGAUUCUUGUCUACACGCUGCUUGGCUGCUUUCUUAGCAUGGUGCUGGGAAUGGCUUGGAAGCACUGGAUUUUCGCUGCACACGAUUCAAAUUUUUUUGGUUCCACUGUUUCUUCUAUCGCCUGA
This is a messenger RNA of Cooperia oncophora, 939 nucleotides long. Lineage: Eukaryota; Metazoa; Nematoda; Chromadorea; Rhabditida; Trichostrongylidae. The record is from the annotation of a GenBank genome assembly.